Molecule: messenger RNA, 1503 nt
Organism: Dryobates pubescens (Downy woodpecker)
Lineage: Eukaryota; Metazoa; Chordata; Aves; Piciformes; Picidae
Gene: TM4SF18
Product: transmembrane 4 L six family member 18
Exons: 5
Coding region: 249-854 (201 amino acids)
Cellular component (GO): membrane
Source: RefSeq, a predicted model, not a curated record
AGGAUCUUUUGGAAGGGAAACUGCUACUUAAAGGCAUAUGCUUAGAGUGGCCAAUCAGUUUAGACAGCAAUAUUCUGCUGUUGUUCUGCUGUGAAGCACUUCCCUGUCUCUGGAAUCGUCCGGCAGUCACCUGCUUCCCGUGGAUACGAAAUGACCGAAUCUGUAUGAGGAGGGCAAAUGCUUUUCAUGUUUAAAACCUUUCUGAACUUUUCCUAGCUUGGAAGAGCAAACCUAAAAUUUCUAGAGGGAUGGCUUUAGAAACAUGUGGAAGCUGUUUGAGUUGUCUGCUGAUACCUCUUGCACUUUGGAGUAUUGUUGUUAACAUCCUUCUAUACUUCCCUAAUGGGAAGGCUUCCCAUGCUGCCAGUUACCAGCUGCCCAACUACGUGUGGUAUUUUGAAGGGAUCUGUUUCUCAGGCAUGAUGAUCCUUUUGUUGGCAGUAAUUCUAAUAACGCUGGAGGGUAACCUGUUCUAUCGCUGCUGCCAGAGCGAGAGCUGCAACAAAACCUACAGGAGUUUUAUUUCAAUUGUGCUAGCCCUGCUUGGAGUUGCUUUCUCUGGAUACAGUUGCAUCAUUUUUACCUUGGGGUUGAUACAAGGCCCCUUUUGCAAUUCAUCAAGUGGAUGGGAUUAUAUCUUCAAAGACACUGCUGGAGGGUACCUCACAGAUUAUCCUUCUUGGUCUCAGUGCACGGAACCUCCUAACAUAGUGGAGUGGAACAUCAUUUUACUCUCUGUUCUGAUAGCACUUAGUGGACUGGAGUUGAUUAUCUGUUUUCUCAAAGUGGCUGCUGAGCUGAAAAGGACACUCUGUGGCACCUAUUCUGUUUUUGUCCAGGCCAAUAUUCUAUGAAAAUGGCAAGAAAAAUCUCCACUGCUUCUCCUCCACCCCCCAGAAAGAGAGAAAUGCCUUCUCCAACAUUUCUGAUGGUAGAUUUGGGUGCUGCAAAGACCAAUGUAACCAUGUCUUAAAUCUCUGUCUCUCAAGCCUCUCUGUUUUGGAUGAAGUUAUUUGAACUGUUUGACAUCUACCUUUCCCCAGUUGUUUUCUACCAUUCUGGUUGUCCUUGGCAAUGACUUUUCUUUUUACCUUCCAUCUUGCUCUGACAAUAGGGAGGUUUGAUGGCCAUGGAACUGCUUUUGUAUUGAAAUCACCCUUUUGUGGAAUAAACUGCUGUAAAACUGCUAUUGAACUACUUCUAUACUCCCUUCUUUUUGUUUAGAAGAGAGGAGUGGUGUUGUUCCCAACAGGCCUGAAUCAAAGGCCAGUAUGUCAGGAGGGGUUGUUCCCUUGAGAAUGGAUGAAGCCAUGAUUCCUAAAUGAAUACAUUUUCAUUGCAGAAAGACCAUAAUGGCCAUGGAAAGCAGCAGCUGAUCCUACUCAUUCUGUCUUGGAAGUUCUGAACAGCUUUUAGAAAAGCAUCCAGGAUCUGAUUCAAAGAUCAGAUGCCCAGCUCUGAAGUCAGUCCUGCUCAUUUGUACACAUUAAUAGCUGCACUGGG